AUGAUUUCUUCAACCUCGACUCUUCUCCUCGCCGCCUUGGUUUUCAACGCAGUCUCUGUGUUUGGUGCCCCAAUCAGAGUAAUGGACACUCGCUCUGUAGUUGCUCGUGCUGAGGUCUUAUCUCCAGCACAACCCAUUGCUCGGGCUGUUGUCGUCGAAGUCGAGGAUCACACCGCGCGCGCUGAGCCCAUGCAACGCCGCUAUCCUCGUCGGGCUCUCUACAACCGCCACGAGAAACGCGAACCUGCUACAUCGAUCAAGGAAACGACUAUCGUGCUCACGAAGGAAACCGUUCACGACACCCCUGCGGAUGCUGCUGCGUUCGCUGCGAGCUCAGCGUCGUCCGCGUCCUCGUCGACUGCCUCGCCCACAGUGAUCGCUGUCACCGCUACCAUCCCUAGCAUUCCGACGGCUGAUGUCUCGGGGGCUAGCACCGUCUUGUCUAUUUCCCAGACCACCACGAUUGCCUCCCCAGAUGCAUCCUCUACCGCUGACGCCAGCGCGAGCGCUACCACUACCUCAGCGCCUGCGUCGGAAUCGACGAGUGCUGCUGCUUCUGAUGCAUUGAGCUCCCUCGCGUCCAGUGAUGCCGCGUCGUCAACUGUAUCCAGCCCAGCCAGCGAGCCCACUGCCACUACCACUGGAGAUGCGUCCGCUGCCUCAUCCGAUGCCGCCACUGCUACCGCUGAGCCCACUGCCACCAGCACUGGUGCCUCACAUGAGCCCACCGCGACCAGCACGGACGCCCCCGCUGCUACCACCACUGCACCUGCUGAUGGCGCUUCUGCUGAUUCCUCCACCUCUGGUGCUGGUCCCGAGACUACUAGCACAACCGGAGACGACUCGUCCGCGACUUCAGAUGACGCCUCUUCGACGGACAAGAGCACUACCGCGCCAGCGGCUUGUGUCCCACCCGUCGCCGCCGACGCUAGCGCCUGUCCCGCUUCAUCUGCCUCUACUUCCAAUGCUGAUUCUACCGGAGCAUCAGCAAACGCAGACGCCAGCGUUAACGACAAGAAAGCGUCCACUGAGUCGCGCCGCUGGGUCAAGGCAUCAACCUCCCCCAUCCUCCGCCGCUCGAUCGCCAUGAGCGGUGCUUCGUGGGCCUCUGCCGUCCGCCGCGAAUCGAUUUGA
Molecule: messenger RNA, 1134 nt
Organism: Psilocybe cubensis
Lineage: Eukaryota; Fungi; Basidiomycota; Agaricomycetes; Agaricales; Agrocybaceae
Exons: 2
Coding region: 1-1134 (377 amino acids)
Source: RefSeq, a predicted model, not a curated record